This is a messenger RNA of Aspergillus saccharolyticus JOP 1030-1, 1816 nucleotides long. RefSeq lists its product as uncharacterized. Lineage: Eukaryota; Fungi; Ascomycota; Eurotiomycetes; Eurotiales; Aspergillaceae. The coding region runs from base 1 to 1554 and encodes 517 amino acids. The transcript is spliced from 5 exons. Gene Ontology annotation, cellular component: membrane. The record is from RefSeq and is a predicted model, not a curated record. Gene Ontology annotation, molecular function: transmembrane transporter activity. Gene Ontology annotation, biological process: transmembrane transport.
AUGGAACUCGACGAGCAGGAUGCAAGACAACCUAGUGACGUACCGAUAUUUUUACCUCGCCUAGGGUCGAGAAACCGACAAGUCCUCCUAGAUGCGGACGAAUUCGUCACCAAGUAUGAACUGGACGAUAUCCGGGACCAGAUUCGCAUCGGGGCUUUGUUGCUCGACGAUCCGAAUAAUAUUGAGGGUAUCAAUGGCUUGACGGACGAGGACAUUCAGACUCUCAAGGCUGAGCGUCUGGUGCCCCCACUCAACCUGAAACUGAUUGCUUCUGUCUGGUGGCUUGACUAUCCACGCCUUUCUUGCGCGGGGGGCGUCUUCAUGGGGUAUGGCAAGGCCAUGUUUCUACGGCUUCCCGAAUCCCUGGGCUGGUGGUCUUCUCCACACAGUCUGGGCACACUCGUAGGUCCUUGGUAUACAAUCCUCGCCCUCAGCUAUUUUGGACGUCGUAAGGUAGCCUUUGUUGCCGCGGCUCUGCAACUGGCAGCUACUAUUGUUGUGGUGAUCACCAAGGGAUCACGGUUGCUGGAUCUCGCAAUGGCAUCGUUGUGGGCGGCGCUUGAAUGUGCAAUUCCCAUUUACCUAGCAGAAAUCAGCCCCCAUGCCUCGCGUGGGUGUAUCUUGCUCACCUUUUCACUGGCUAAACAAUACGGAGUACUUCUCGCCAACGGAGCGACAACGGACGGGAUCGGCUCCAUCUGCGCAAAUAUCAUGAGCCAGUUAAUUGGUAUUCUCGCGGUGCUUUUUUUUUCGUCAGAGUCGCCCUACUGGCUCGGUCAGAGAGGUGAGAUGCGCCAGGCUCACAAAGUGUUGACCAAAUAUCGGGAUAACGGCAUCCAAGCCAGCCGAGACUUAUACCGGAUCUACAAAUCCCAGAUCCUGGAAACCAAACUCUCCGAAAGAAAACGCACUAUGACGAUUGAAACCACACAAGCCCUCGUGGUCUGCAUUCUAGUCACAUUACCAGACACGAUUCUCCGCAUCCUGGUCCACUUGGCGAUGGCAUGGACCAGGGAUUUCGAUAAGAUUCUGCAAGACAGGCGCAGAGUGAUUCCUCUCGUAGUCGUUAUGCCAAUUUGUCUUUUAUUUGCAGCGAUCUCUUCUUUUUACUCGAGGAUUUACGUUGAGCGAAUCGGGCGUCGACCUGUGCUCUUGAUCAGCAUGACUUUAGUCGCGGCAGUUAUUCUCUCGGUUAAGCUGGUCAACUUUCUGUUAGCCCCAUUUGGGCAUCAGAUCGAAUCCUCCCUUGUCCCUUUGUUUCUGCUUGUCCCCAUUGCAGCAGGAGGAUGGGUCCCUCAAGUCUUGGUGGCUGAGCUAUCUUCUGAAGGCCGCGAUUGUGCCAUGGCAGCAAGCCAAACUACUGCCUGGUGCAGCGCUGCUGGUACUGCAUACUACUUCUCAGAGUUCAGUCUUUCUCGUAGUAGCCUGUCCGAGCUUGACGACUACGGUCGACUUCCCAUAUCCUUUUUGUUGUACGUCUUCUCCCUUUCAGAAUUGAAGAUUCGCUAUCCUAAUCUGUCCCACACAAUAUCAGAGGCCUUCAAAUCCUCUUAACAUGCGUGGUUUAUCUCACAACGAUAGAAACAAAGGGUCUGGCGCUCGACGAGAUCACUUCGGCACUUGCAGUACCGGUGUGGAAUCGUGUCUGUUACAGAGUCCGAAUCCAAUUACCUUACUUAUGCAAGAGAGCUUGUGGCCAGCGGCACUUUGAGCUCGAAACAUUUGAAGUAUCAAGAUAUGCUGGCGGUGCGGUGAGGCUGGGGGCGGGUGGCGAGACUUGAAGAGGAGAGUAUGUCAAUUAGAAUGCUCACAAAAC